Messenger RNA from Bufo bufo (common toad), 1551 nucleotides. RefSeq names its product E3 ubiquitin/ISG15 ligase TRIM25-like. The coding region runs from base 1 to 1551 and encodes 516 amino acids. Gene Ontology annotation, molecular function: zinc ion binding; protein binding. NCBI's taxonomy places the organism in Eukaryota, Metazoa, Chordata, Amphibia, Anura, Bufonidae. The transcript has a single exon. The record is from RefSeq and is a predicted model, not a curated record.
AUGGCGUCUGCUCCAGAAACCUGCUGCAUCUGCCUGACCAAGUAUACGGAAGAAGUCACCCUGAGAUGUGGACACAGCGUCUGCCAGGGGUGCAUUGAUCAAGUCCAGGACACACAGGCAGAGUCUAAAGUAAACUUCUGUCCUAAGUGCAAAGAACCUGAGGAACAUCCCUCCCUAAAAACCUGGACUUGGAGGAAUGAAGUUGAGGAACUCCCGUCUUCUCAGGUACAGGAGGUGCAGCUGGUCAUUCCUUGUUCUUAUUGUAUUCACUCUUCCACACCUGCUGUUAAAACCUGUCUGCAUUGUGAGGCUUCCCUAUGUGACGACCACCUAAGAGUCCACAUCAAGAGCCCAGAACAUGUCUUAUCUAAGCCCACCACUGUUCUGGAGGAGCAGAAGUGCUCUGUACAUAGGAAGAUCCUGGAGUAUUACUGCAAUGAGGAUGAGACUUGUAUUUGUGUGUACUGCCUGGCUGAGACGCACAGGACACACCAGCUGGAGCCACUAAACGAGGCCACCGAAAAGAGGAAGGAGAGACUAAAAGAUGUUCUACAAACACUAGACACAAAGAGAGAAAAGACAGAUAAAGAGAUCCAGAAUUUACUGAAAGGUCAGAAUGAGAUUCCUGACAAAGUAACCAGUCUCACAGAAACCGUGACGGCUCUCUUUACAGAAAUCAGAAGACAACUGGAAGAUUUAGAGAAGAAAGUCCUGAGUGAAGUCUCCAGGCAGAAGGUCCAGGUGACAGCCUCCAUUUCCAAUCUGAUCCAGCAGCUGGAAAUACAGAAAGAUGAGUUGUCCAGCGAGAUCCGUCACAUUGAAAAGCUUCUCACCUCUACUGAUCCCUCAUCUGUCUUAAAAUGUCAGGUGGUGACCUUCUUAGAUGGUGUCAAGAAAAAUGAUGCAGAGGAGACUGACAAAAAUAUCCACAGCUCUGGGAACCUCAAUCAUUUCCUAAUAGCUCUGACCAUAUAUGAUGGUUUAGGCAACAUUGUGACAAAGGCAAAGGAGGACUUUUACGUAAUUGAGUCUUCAGAGAUAUUACUGGAUAAAAACACUGCCGCCAAUAACGUGGCCAUUACAGAGGACCUCAAAUCCGCCACGUGGUCAGUGAUGAGUCAACGCCGAAAAGAAACGCCCAAGAGGUUCCAACAAUAUCAAGUUUUCAGCAUCCAGGGAAUUCUUUCAGGACAACAUUACUGGGAAGUGGAGGCCAGCGAGGCAGAAUACUGGAUGGUGGGCAUGGCUUACCCCAGUACGGAGACCGAAGGGGAACAGUCGUGGAUAGGGAACAAUAAGAGGUCCUGGUGCUUCUGCAGGUGGCAUGAGGAAUACUCCAUACGACAUAACAGUAAAGACAUUCAGCUCUUCUCCGGUAUGUCCUCUAAUCGUUAUGGGAUACACGUGGACUAUGACUCAGGCCAGCUGUCCUUUUACCACCUGUGUGAGCCCAUCAGACAUGUAUACACUUUCAGUGGAACCUUCACCGAGCCCCUCCAUGCUGCAUUCUGGGUAAAUGAUAAUGGGUGGAUAAAAAUCAGGAAAUCAUGA